This is a messenger RNA of Pan troglodytes (chimpanzee), 955 nucleotides long. It is a transcript of the gene PDCL2, whose product is annotated as phosducin like 2. The coding region runs from base 198 to 923 and encodes 241 amino acids. The record is from RefSeq and is a predicted model, not a curated record. NCBI's taxonomy places the organism in Eukaryota, Metazoa, Chordata, Mammalia, Primates, Hominidae. Gene Ontology annotation, biological process: protein folding. The transcript has 6 exons. Gene Ontology annotation, cellular component: cytoplasm.
AUUGCCUGGCAACCAAGCUGCCACGCCCGCCCAUGCGUAACAAGUCCUUGUUCGCCUCUCCCUCUUCUGGCGGGCACUCGAAACCGCCGGGCCUGAAGCGGGCGCUCUUCCAGCCUGGAGAAGGCUGCGGGUCUCCAUCCGUGGCGCCUCGCCAGCUGCAGGACGACGCGGACUCGUGAGGGGCAGAGCAGCGCAUCAUGCAGGAUCCCAAUGAAGAUACAGAAUGGAAUGACAUUUUAAGAGAUUUCGGCAUUCUUCCUCCUAAAGAAGAGUCAAAAGAUGAAAUUGAAGAAAUGGUUUUACGUUUACAGAAAGAAGCAAUGGUGAAACCAUUUGAAAAGAUGACUCUUGCACAGCUAAAGGAAGCUGAAGAUGAAUUUGAUGAAGAAGAUAUGCAGGCUAUUGAAACAUAUAGAAAGAAGCGGUUACAGGAAUGGAAAGCUCUUAAGAAAAAACAAAAAUUUGGAGAAUUAAGAGAAAUUUCUGGAAAUCAAUAUGUGAAUGAAGUCACAAAUGCAGAAGAAGAUGUGUGGGUUAUAACUCAUCUAUACAGAUCAAGCAUCCCAAUGUGUUUGUUGGUUAACCAGCAUCUUAGUCUUCUAGCAAGAAAGUUUCCAGAAACUAAAUUUGUUAAAGCCAUCGUGAAUAGCUGUAUUCAACACUACCAUGACAAUUGUUUACCAACAAUUUUUGUUUAUAAAAAUGGUCAGAUAGAAGCCAAAUUCAUUGGAAUUAUAGAAUGUGGAGGGAUAAAUCUCAAGCUGGAAGAACUUGAAUGGAAGCUAGCAGAAGUUGGAGCAAUACAGACUGAUUUGGAAGAAAACCCCAGAAAAGACAUUGUAGAUAUGAUGGUAUCUUCAAUUAGAAACACUUCUAUUCAUGAUGACAGUGAUAGCUCCAACAGUGAUAAUGAUACCAAAUAGAGAGAAAUAUUCAAUAAAUAGCUUUUAGUAUA